Lonchura striata (white-rumped munia) is the source of this 1977-nucleotide messenger RNA. The record is from RefSeq and is a predicted model, not a curated record. Lineage: Eukaryota; Metazoa; Chordata; Aves; Passeriformes; Estrildidae.
AUGUUACAUAUGAAGGGCUUCGCUGUCAGGGUGAUCUGUGCUCGUGUUUUUGACCAAUUUGUUACUCAGGCGGCCGUGGAGCCCCUGAACUGGAUUGGGCGGUCCGGACUUGAUGCCGAGCCCUCGGUGUUCUACAGCCGCAUGGUGUUCCAGAGCCUUGACACCAGGCUGCAGCCCCCGGGCAGCCACAAGAGCAAGGGCAGCCUGAUAAGACAGGAGCAGCUGAUGGCCAGAAAGAAGCUGGACAGUCCCAGGUGCCCCUUGCCAGUGAAGAAGCCGGUGGUGGUGAAGAAGGCAGUUCCCCUAGCAGUCCCCAAGCCAGUGUACCGUGCUCCCGCCUCCUUCUUGGAUCCCAGGAUGGCUCUGCUACUCGGGAAACAAGCAGAGAGCCUGAAGCAGCGACCAGUCGCUGUUGAUACUGCACUGCGGCUGUCGGAGAAGUUUGCUUUGGAUUGUAUAUCAGGAAAGGACAUGAGAGAGAACCAGAACCAUCACCCCUCAACGGAGCCACAAAAUAGCGUCACUAUCACCACUUUGCCGACAGCCCUGCCAAAUCCUGUGACCAUGUGGCAGAAGGAAAAUGAUCACCUUAGUCUUCUGGAAAUAAAUCAGGAAGUUACUCCAGCAGGUGUGUCAUCUACAGUUGCAAAAGUGGAAGGCUGCAUUCGGAUGUAUGAAGAGAUGCACAGGCUGAAAGCAAGGGAGAGGCUGAGACGGCGGCAGGAGGAGCUGGAGAAGAUGGUGAGGGCAGCCCAUGCCCAGGCCACUGAGCACCUGAAGCGCUUUGAUGAACUGAGGGAGCUAAAGCGGCAUCAGGAAUUCCAAGAGUUGCAAGAAGUAAUGGAGAAGAGCUCAAAGGAGGCUCAGAGGCAGCAAGAGAAGUUGAAGGAAGAGCACCGACACAGAGCAAAGAUAUUGAACCUAAAGCAGCAGAAGGAAGGCCUUCAAGUUAAAACAGAAGAAAGUAUCAUGCAGUGGUACCUGCAGCUUCAGGAUGCUGCUGAGCAAUGUGUUGCUGCUUUCAGUGAAAUUGGAAACUGCAAAGGCAACGCUGAGGUGAAGAAGAUAAAAACAAACUUGCAGAAAGCAGCUACAAUCCCUGUGAGCCAGAUCUCCAGCAUAUCAGGCUCUAAGCUGAGAGAGGUGUUUGAUAAGAUCAAUAACCUGCUCUCUGGGAAGCCUGUUCACUCUGAAGGCCAAAUGGUGUUGGUGACUCAGCAUCCACAGGGGCUGGACUUUGUUUCUUACAAACUUGCAGAGAAGUUUGUGAGACAUGGGGAAGGAGAAGUAGCUUUUCACCACGAUUCAGCUUUCCCAAUUGCUGUGGUGCUCUCAGGAAUCUGGGAAUUACACCCUCGAGUUGGAGACAUCUUUUUAGCUCACCUGCACAAGAAGUGCCCAUAUUCUGUGCCCUUUUACCCUACUCGGAAAGAAGGGACUUCUGUGGAAGAGUAUCAGAGGCUGCUUGGAUAUGAAGUUCAUGAUUCUACAGUGGAAGAACAAGAUCAUUUUCUCAAAAGGAUGUCAGGAAUGAUUCGUCUCUAUGCUGCCAUCAUUCAGCUCCGGUGGCCUUACGGAAACAAACAAGGGGCUCAUCCUCACGGUCUGAGCUAUGGAUGGCGCUGGCUGGCGCAGAUGUUGAAUCUGGAGCCUCUGGCAGAUGUGACAGCUAUGCUGCUCCUGGAUUUCCUGGAAGUGUGUGGCAAUGCUCUGAUGAAGCAGUAUGGGAUUCAGUUCUGGAAAACAAUGCUCUUUAUCCAGAAAUCCUAUAUCCCAAGAAUUGAAGCUGUGUCCGGUUCUGGGCAGAUGGGCUGUUUGUCACGCUUAAAGACUUUUGUGCAGAAAUGUUUGCAGGUAGAGGAAAUUCCAUUACCAAAGGGCAUUCCAACACCUUCCUUUUGGAGAACAUAAAUCAAUCUGUAUUUCCUUUCCCCUUAACAUUUAAUUCAAGCAGAUUUAUUUGUUACACUUGGAAGC